AUGACUUAUCUCAAGGACGCCUACUCCAAGUUCCGGGCUAACCCCCGCCAUGCCCCAGUGGCCGCCAAUGUGUCGCUGAUCUAUGUUCCCUCCACCACGCGCAUCGAUGGCGCUGACGCCGUUGCGUCGCAUACAUCGCGCCAAUCCGCCCACCUCAGAAAAAAGUCCGAGAAGAUCAUCAGCGAGAUUGAGAGCUCCGACUCUUUGUGUCUAGACAUUGAGACGACCAUCGAGUUUCUCGAGGGUGGCGGGGCGUAUCUCCCCUCGUUCGACGAUAACUUCCUGGCGGAUCGCGUCGUGACUUUCCCCACGCUCCACAUCGUUCAAUUCAACCCCGAAAAUCAGAUCCAGCAAGUCCGCAUCUACUGGGAUCAAGGCUCCCUGCUUAAGGAGCUCGAAGUGAUUGGUGCCCGUGGCCGCAAUUGGCCUAUUCGUCAAGCUCAGGAGCAAACCCGUUUGCUCAAGGCCGCUGCUAUUGCAAAGGACGCUGCACCUUCAUUGGAACCCUCUCAAGGCGACCUGCCUGCGCGCCCUUCCUCCCCCGGAAAGCGACACAUCAGAGACCCCUACUCGGCCGCUUCCUUGACCGACCUCCUCUCGCCUAACAAGGACGGUGCUGUAGAGCAAGAACUCGAGACACGCAGACCUCCUUCUCCCAGCAAGCGACACACCCGUGAUCCCUACGGUCAGGGCUCCUUGACCGAGAUCCUGUCUCCCAGCAAGCCAGAAACCAAUACCGUCAUGCGUCCCUACGGAGGAUCCAACCAACCCGCGCGCCGCGAUCUGGGCGAUAUCUUCGUGGCAGAUGACGGCGAGACUCCCUCCACGCCCUCCAAGGCUGAGAAAGUGAUUUCUCCCAAGGGCGGAUCCCGACACCAGGUCGGCAACCGACUCUUCGGAGGCGCUGAGGACCACGACGAACACCGUUCCUUCUACAAAUCCGAUCCUCGCAAGUACGACCACUUCGAGAUCGGAGCCAACGAAGGACGCCCCGAAGACCGUUCGUUCUACAAGUCCGAUCCCCGCAAGUACGACCACUUCGAGCUGGGAGCCAGCGAAACCCCCCGAGGCGAAGAAGGACUCCAAGCCAAGCAAACCCCGCCCGAGGCUUCGGAUACACAGACGAGGAAGUUGAUCCCAACUCCCCCCCCACACCGCGAAGCCGUCGUCAAAGCCCGGCCCGACCAAAGCGCCCACUUCGAGAUCAGCGACGACGUAAAAGAGGAAGACGGCCGCAUCAUCAGCUCCUUCGGCAACCGCGGUAAAGGCCUCUACGAGAACCGCCUCUACGACGAAGACGAAGCCGCCGCCAAAAGCCACGAAGGCGAGCGCGAAGAAGCCCUCGGCGUAACCAGCAACAAGGCAAACCUAAAUAAGACCUUCAACUCGCAGUGGGAAAUGCACGACAACUCGCCCGGACACAAGGCCACCCCCGAGAACCCCAAGACCCUAGCCGCAGACCGCAGCAAGGCCGUCAAGGCUCUCGAGGCGCACUGGGAUUACUCCGAUUCGCCCCAACCCACGCGGACCGCGACGUCGCUGCACAACCCCAAGACGCACAACCAGCCUAGCUGGAACAUGCAGGAUGAAGCUUCCCCCAUUAAGCCGGCCACUUCGCUCCGUAACCCGCGCACCCAUAACCAGCCUAGCUGGAGCAUGGGAGGCGAGGAGUAA
This is a messenger RNA of Penicillium manginii, 1674 nucleotides long. RefSeq lists its product as uncharacterized. The transcript is spliced from 3 exons. The record is from RefSeq and is a predicted model, not a curated record. The coding region runs from base 1 to 1674 and encodes 557 amino acids. NCBI's taxonomy places the organism in Eukaryota, Fungi, Ascomycota, Eurotiomycetes, Eurotiales, Aspergillaceae.